AUGGAAGACCUGCUUGAACGCUGCAGAAACCCUCCCCCUACAAUAGGGCCCAAGAAAUAUCCGGGCAAACCGCUUCUAGACCAAUAUGCCAACGCGGAGGAAUGCGAUGAAAUGCUCUGGGACUGGAAGCUCCGGGGUGUGGCGCAUGAGACUCUCCAUAAGCAAUGGGAACGGUUGACUAGAGAAACGAUUGACAGGGGCAACUUGAUAGCCCGAUUUGUCGAGUUGAAGGAACAUUUUGCCGUCACCGGAGACCUCGAAUUCCCGCCCAGUUGGCUCGAAAGAUGGCCAGGGGACAUGAAAUACAAGAUUAUCUCUGACUGA
Molecule: messenger RNA, 324 nt
Organism: Cladophialophora bantiana CBS 173.52
Lineage: Eukaryota; Fungi; Ascomycota; Eurotiomycetes; Chaetothyriales; Herpotrichiellaceae
Exons: 2
Coding region: 1-324 (107 amino acids)
Source: RefSeq, a predicted model, not a curated record